ACAGAGUACAUUGAGGUGUUUGGCCGACUAUUUUACGUCGUUUUGUGAUUGAUUAAAAUAUUUAAGUCCUAUAUAUUCUAAAAUAAUUCAGACAAAUCUACUUUUAAGUGUACUAGCUCGAAGUACUGUUCUAGUUUUACAGUAAUAACCGAUUUGCCGCAUGUUCGACGAUAACAAAAUGAACCAUCCUCAAGGGGAUAAUAUAUGCCCGCCGGCGCAUUUGAGAGUCAUAUUACCAGCGUCAAUAGACUCAAAUAUGCCACCACAUUUCAUCGAUAUGAGCAACACACAAGACAUACCCCCGCCGCAGGCCGACUUUUCGGCCCCGCCGCCGUACGAUGUGGCCGCCAACUCGAAACUGCCCACCUACGAGGAGGUGCAGAGAGAAAAGCAGAUGGAAGGGGAAGGCAUACAACAGAUCCAAGGUCCCCUACCGCCGCCCCUGCCCACGUUUGCGGCGUUUGUCACAGUGGAACCCACAGAGGGCACCGGGGAACAACUGGACCCUGAGAACAGCCUGCUUGGCACCGAUGUCAUGUUCCUCACUUCGUUCUUCGUGGCAUUCCUCUUCAACUGGAUCGGUUUCCUGCUGCUGAUGUGCUUCUGCCACACGGUGGCGUCCCGUUACGGCGCGCUGGCCGGCUUCGGCCUGUCGCUGGCCAAGUGGACGCUCAUCGUGAAGCACUCCACCGAGCUCGCCAGCCACGAGAACUCCUGGCUGUGGUGGCUCAUCAUGGCCUUCGGUAUCCUAAUCUGCGUGCGCGCCAUUAUUCAAUACCUGAACAUAAAACGCGGCUGGCGUCUACUUUCCGGCACGGCUCAAGAACGUCUCCUAUUCUUCUACUGAUCUCCCUCGCACCCGCUUACAACUACAUAUGCGAGAGGGAGACGACUAUGGUUACUCAGCCUCUACUAGGCUAUAU
Cydia amplana is the source of this 923-nucleotide messenger RNA. It is a transcript of the gene Ndfip, whose product is annotated as NEDD4 family-interacting protein 1-like. NCBI's taxonomy places the organism in Eukaryota, Metazoa, Arthropoda, Insecta, Lepidoptera, Tortricidae. The record is from RefSeq and is a predicted model, not a curated record. Gene Ontology annotation, biological process: ubiquitin-dependent protein catabolic process; positive regulation of protein ubiquitination; vacuolar transport. Gene Ontology annotation, molecular function: WW domain binding. The coding region runs from base 161 to 847 and encodes 228 amino acids. The transcript has 6 exons. Gene Ontology annotation, cellular component: endoplasmic reticulum; perinuclear region of cytoplasm; Golgi apparatus.